AUGGCUGCAGAGAAGGAAGAAUGGAAGAUCCCCCAGCUCACAGCCGAAAACCACGAUACUUGGUUUCGCCGAAACAAGGUCAAGCUUAAGGGGAAGAAAGUCUUCUAUGUCUGCGAGAAAAAUCUGGUACAGCACUGUCAAAUAGCAACAGCUAGUAGACUAACGGAGGCUAUGGAAGAGUUGGAAAUUGCUGAAACAGACAAGCAUACCAAGAUCCGCGUCAACAUUGAAAAAAGAGACAAGUACCUAGAAGAUGAAGCCACUGCAAUCGAUCUCUUGUUUCGGUCGCUUAGCGAGGAUGACCAAGCCCUCAUUGACGAAUACGAUACUGCCUUCCAAUUCUGGGCCUACCUACAAAAGAAGUACACCCAAACUGACGCCACAACUGCCAACAUAUACAUGACUAGAAUUCAAACGUUCACAUUUAAUCCCGGGAACACGAUUGUUGGAUCAUGGGAGAAGCUAAAGGACUACCGACGUAAACUUGUAGCAGCAGACGCCGACACCAACGGAGCUUACAAGGACUCUGCACUACUACUCGUUCUUAUCAGAUCACUUCCGAAAGAAUUCAAGACUACGAUUGACACCUUAAACGCCCAACUUAACCUCACGGUUGAACAGAAACUUAAGUUUCUGGAAGAGAAGGAGGUUCGAGACCAGCAAGACGCCAACGAAAAAGCUCUUCCAGCAUUCCGAAAGACGGAGAAGUAUGUUCCGCCUUACAGGCGUCGAAAUCAUAAGAACUCGCCACUAUCGUCUGACUCCGAAUCUGGUGCCAAAUUCACGGUCCAAUGCUUCCUUUGUGAUGGAGCCCAUGGCGUACGAGACUGCCCAAGACGUGAGAGAGCUCGAAAGCUCCUUAAGGAAUACGACGCUAAGAAAUCAUCUAAGCUGCUCGUUAAGACACCUAAGCAAAGGAAUUCCCACAAAAGGACUGGCAAAGCAUAUGGAGCCGAAGAAGUCAAUUCAGAGUCAGAUGAAUUAUCUGAGACCUCAGACUCCGAACCCGAGGAAAUUGAGACAUGCCGUCUCUCAAAAGACAUCGUCGGUAAGGCCUCUCCAUCUACCUGGGCUGCCGACACUGGCGCAUCCUCUCACAUGUCUGACCAACCCUCAUUAUUUAGACGAAUGAUUAAGAUCAAACGAAGAGUCGUUCGGGUUGGAGGGGGAGAAUUAUAUGCGGACUGGAAAGGAGAAGCUCAAGUGGUGUGUAAGGAUGGAUCGUCGACAUGGCUGUCAGAAGUACUGCUUGUACCUAACCUUGGAGUCAAUUUGUUAUCAGGAAGAAGAAUUUGCGCAGCAAGCCUGAAGGGUCGUUUCAAUUCACACGCACUAUACUUCAAACUAGGAAAGAAGGUUAUUAUUGAAGCAACUAUGGACGACGGCCUCUACGUAGUGUCACACAUUGCCGAUGGAUACCAAGAAACAGCAUUUCUAGGCACGGAACUCCAUGCACCAGUUAAGAGCGAGCUUAAGGUUAAUGAAAAGGAGAGAUACUUGCUGUAUCACAGACGCUUCGCACACCUAGGACCUGCAAAGAUUGCUAAACUCCACGAAGUUACAACUCUCCAGAAGAAGAUUCAAGUUCCAGAGAAGAUAGAAAUCUGCGAAGUGUGUUCUCUGACGAAAAUGAAGAACAGCAUCCCUAAGCAGCUGAGAGAGCAUAAGGCCACGAAGCUAGCCUUAGUACAGUUUGACAUUGCAGGACCCUUUCCAACAUCUCUGCGAGGAAACAGGUGGUUCCUCCUUAUUAUUGACAGUUACACGCACAGAUGUCAAUGA
Messenger RNA from Pyrenophora tritici-repentis Pt-1C-BFP, 1782 nucleotides. RefSeq names its product UBN2 multi-domain protein. The record is from RefSeq and is a predicted model, not a curated record. Lineage: Eukaryota; Fungi; Ascomycota; Dothideomycetes; Pleosporales; Pleosporaceae. Gene Ontology annotation, molecular function: nucleic acid binding. Gene Ontology annotation, biological process: DNA integration.